Hibiscus syriacus is the source of this 1034-nucleotide messenger RNA. Its product is annotated as homeobox-leucine zipper protein HAT7-like. Gene Ontology annotation, molecular function: DNA-binding transcription factor activity, RNA polymerase II-specific; sequence-specific DNA binding. Gene Ontology annotation, cellular component: nucleus. The transcript is spliced from 3 exons. Bases 91 to 861 code for a protein of 256 amino acids. NCBI's taxonomy places the organism in Eukaryota, Viridiplantae, Streptophyta, Magnoliopsida, Malvales, Malvaceae. The record is from RefSeq and is a predicted model, not a curated record. Gene Ontology annotation, biological process: positive regulation of DNA-templated transcription.
GUAAGUCCAAUAUAAUUCAUACCCCACUGUCUCUUCCUUUAACCCUUUCAGAUUCCAAGUGCAUGAAUGAAUUGAGUUUUCGCCAUUGAAAUGGCCUUCCCUCCUCAUCCUUUCAUGUUUCAGACCCUCCAUCAAGAUCAAAACCGCGACCAUCUUCCUUCCCCUUAUUCCCUCGAUUCCUUCCUUUCUUCCCCUCCUCAACUCUUCCAUGGUGUUGGAAAGCUCGAGAAAGUGUUGCAUAUUGGCCAUGGAAAUGGAGAUGAUGAAUUGUCUAACGAUGGGUCGCAUCACGGGGAGAAGAAGAAGAAGAGGCUCAACACGGAACAAGUGAGGGCUUUAGAAAAGAGUUUUGAGCUGGGAAACAAGCUUGAUCCUGACAGAAAAUUGCAGUUGGCUAAGGAAAUAGGGUUAAAACCAAGACAGAUAGCGAUCUGGUUUCAAAAUAGGAGAGCCAGAUGUAAGAACAAGCAACUGGAGAAAGAUUUUGAUGCGUUGAAGAAGCAGUUUGAAGCAAUCAAAGCUGACAACCAUGCCCUUAAAGCUCAGAACAUCAAACUUACCACUGAGUUAUUGUCUUUGAAGAACAGAGAUUCAUAUGAAAGCCGAAUCAAGAACGAAAACGAGGGUUCAUGUAGCAAUGGAAGCGGAGACAGCCGUGAUGUGAACUUAGAUAUCUCAAGAACAACAUUGAGGGCUUCGUCCAUUAGGCCUGCCACAACCAUGGCUCAACCAUUAGACCUGAAACUUGACCGAGUGGCUCAGGAAGAUCCGAGUCUGACCUGCCAUAUGUUGAAUGGAGUAUAUGAACAGCAAGUUUUCUGGCCUUGGGCUGACCAAUCAAUCAAAUUUCCAUUGAACUAAAAACCAAUUCUCCGACUGGUACCAGCGCUCCAUGCCCUUGGGGGUUGGCUUACCUAAGUUUUAGAAGAAAAUUAUAAGUUUUUAUUUCCAUUAAUUUCUACAUUAUUGUUUUGGCUAUUUAUUGAACUCGUAUAUGAAUUUAAUAGGUUUCAUUAUAUUCUUGAAUAUUUAGA